UCGACAAGGCAGUUAUCAUUCGUACCACAACAAUAUCUCUCUUGUCUCUCGUCUGCCUGUCCCUCUCGUCUCCACCACGCACCACGCACCACGCAUGCACAUCGCCGUCGGCCGCGCGCCUCCAUCUGCCCCAGCGGCCAGCCCCACACGCCGCCCACCACCUACGGAGUACGUGUGAUCGCUUCACCAAUCUUCUCUUCACGCGCCGCCGUCCAUGGAGGGAGAAUCAAGCUUGCGAAGACGGUUCCUGCACGUGUACGUGCGACGUUCCCGCAGGUAUGUUGCAGAACAGCUUCAAUCUCUGCCGGAGCAAUCUACUCCCAUGCCUACACCGCUUAGGCGGUCGAGUAGGGUCAAGGAGUUGGAGCAAAACAAGAUGAUGAUGAAGCGGAAGGCCUCAGUGACACUGGCUAAAGGUCUGAAGAAACGGAUACAAGCCAAGAUCGUUGGCAGUAAACAAUCUGGCACUAGCAUGUUACUGGCGAGGAGGCGGUUGGAUUUCGAGCCAGCAACUUUGCACGACGAUCCGGUUUCAGCCAGUGCAAGUGCUCCUUCUUCCCCCCAUACAUUUCAGCGGGGGUCUUGUAUCCAUACAUAUCACAGGCGGGGCUUCAAGCUGAUGCCACAUAAGGCAACCCCAAAGUCUGAUGACCGGAUAACAAAGCAGGGUGCUGCUGCAAAGAAGAUGAGCACCACAGUGACGAAACUGAAUACGAGGAGGAUGAUGGACAAUCAAGAUUCAGCGAGUGCAAGUGCUCCUUCUACCCACACUACUCCACAGAAAGCGGAGCGCACCCCUAGGAGGCUACAGAAGAUUUCACUUCGACUAAAGGUGGAGAAAGAUAAGGCGGCAACACCAGCUAGAGUGCAAAACAAGCCGCGGGGAGGGAUGGAAAGGAAAACUAGGCAAGGAACCGAGUUGGCUACUGUUCCCUACCAGAAGUCUCCAACUGGCCGGUCGCCCUCGGCAAGGCUUAGGGUAGACCUUGAUGAUGACUCGCUGCGAGUAUAUCAUGCCUUGCUGCAGUGGGAAAAGGGCUACAGCGAGAGUUUCGAGGGGCUGAAUAUUGGCAGCGGGCCUGAAUGGCAUAAAACACGGCAAGAUUUUCAAGUACUAAUAUAUGAAUUUAUUUCUGCCGUGAGAUGUUUAUUUGGGCCUGGACCAUUUUCUCCGUGUGAAGCAUCAGUAGUUGACUCUGUGGUAGGUACUUUCCUUACACAAAAUGCUGCUGAUCAUUUGUCAAGCGAUGCUUUUAUGAACUUAGCCGCAAAAUAUCCUGCAAGGCAGAGCAGUAGUUCUGAAAACUGCUCAAAUGAAGCAUCAGAUGCCACUGAUUUUGACAGUUCGGCCUUUGCCGAGUCUGUCUAUUCUGAUGAAGAAACCAACUACGGUGACGAGGUAAAAGGCCAUCAUGAUAAAGACUACGAAAUCUUUAUGGAGAAUUUCGUAAAUAGCAUGAAAGGGGAACACCCAUCUAGCUGGACCGACGAAUACCUUGAGAAUCUGAUAAAGGAUAAGCCUCGAAAUAAAAAAUAUUCUCUACAGACCUUGAAACGUCUCAUAGCCACGCUGCGGGUGAAAGAUACUUCGCACUGGGAUGAGUUAAGAAAGCAAGCAUAUAUACAGGGAUAUCGGAGUGGUACAGGAGUAAGCGACUUGGUAGAUUGGGAAGCUGUACUUCAUGCAUCACCUGCUGAGGUUGCAAGAUACAUUGCGGUCAGGGGGAUGAACUAUGUCAUAGCAUGUCGGAUACAGGCUUUUCUUUUGCGCAUAAAGACAGAUCAUGGCAACUUUGAUCUAGACUGGCUUCGGCAUGUACCACGUGAAAGCGCAAAAAACUACCUUAUCAGUAUUGAUGGAAUUGGAUAUAAAAGUGCCGACUGCAUUCGGCUUUUGUCACUGGAGCAUAAAGCAUUCCCAGUUGACGUGAACAUAUGUCGCAUAUGCAUAAGGCUAGGGUGGGUGAAACUUCAGGGCUUACCCGACUCCGUGGCCUUUCAUUUGAUCGAGCUAUAUCCAAUCCUGAGAGACGUGCAAAAAUAUUUAUGGCCAAGGUUGUGCACUGUUAGCAAGAAAAUAUUGUACGAAAUGCACUGCAAAAUGAUAACAUUUGGAAAGGUAGUCUGCACAAAAGUAGAUCCGAAUUGUAGUGCCUGCCCUUUUAGCACAAGAUGCAAGUACUACAAUAGUUCGACUAACAGGGCACUACUUCCCCCUACAAAGAAGCAUGCUGAUGAACCUGGUGAAGAUAAAACAAGCAUGUCCAAUUCGUCAAAUUGUAGCACUUCGAAUUCGCUGCAAGUGUAUCAACUUCAGAUGGACUUGGGCAGAACGACUGAAAAUCAACCCUUCCGCGACUGUGUGCCCAUUAUUGAGGAGCCACUAAGUCCUGAUUAUGAACACGUAGAAGAACUUGAUGAGCAAGAACAAGCACUUCAAGAUGAUCUUCCUGACAUUGAAGAUUAUUAUAGACCACAAGAAUCGCAGUACGAUGCUGAAAUCGAUCUGCGUUCACACAAUCAUAUGAUGAAUGAUGACUCCUGGAUAGGAAACCAUGGAAAAGACAUAGUACAGAGCAAUCCACAAUACAUUUUGGGUCAACAGAAAGAAGUGAAAAACAUAGGCCAUCUGAGGACAGAGCACUAUGCGUAUGUGCUCCCAGAUGACCAUAUAAUCUUGAAAGAGUUUGAAAAGAAACAUAAGGAAGACCCCCAUCAUUAUCUCCUAGUUACUUCCAGUACUGACGAGCACACGGUGAAAGGCACAAUUCUGAUACCCUUUCGGACAGCGAUGCGAGGAAAGUUUCCUUUAAAAGGUACCUACUUUCAGGAUCACGAGGUAUUUGCAGAUUACUCGUCUAGCCAUUAUCCAAUAAGUAUAGAUACAAAAUAUUUACAGGGCCUGAACAGAUGCGUUGUAUACUUUGGUGCAACAAUACAGUCGAUCACAAAAGGUCUAACGAGACAAGGCAUCCAGGACUGCUUCAAGCGAGGAUAUGUUUGCCUAAGAGCCAUUGACCGGGGAUCAAGAUACCCAAGAAGAUUAUGCCCCUCGCUGCAUGCCACUAACAGAAAGAAAGAUAGCGUUGGAAGCUACAGAAAGAAAACCACGAAACCGUCGCAAGGAAAGGGCAAGAAGAAGGAGGAGGCAGGGCGCAGUGAGAAAAAAGGACGGGGCAAAAGGGCGCGCCAGGUCGCUACUGUACCCGUCCCUGACACCCUUGGGUCAGAUGACUGGCCUUCGGCCGGUACAAGAGAGCACAAGAGGAAUAGGAAGUACCUGAGACACGACUGGGUGUGAAUCACACCCAUCGUGCGGCCGGACCCAAAGCAUAGUGACUGGACCGUUUAAGAUCAUUUGCUACCUGUUUCCCUUCUCGGCCGCCGUCGCCCUUAUUGUCUAUUUCCCAUUCCAUUGUACUACGUCUCAUUGUUAUUCGAAUCUAGAUCUUGUAUCAUAGCAGCUACCUGGCUUGCAAGCGGAGAAUGGGCCAAGGAAUGCGACAUGUAAUCAUUGGGUGGUAGACUAAAUAGAAUCCACGUAAAGAUUGAAGCUGUUUCUUAUGUCUCGCAGCUUUUCAGCUGCCAAA
Lolium perenne is the source of this 3590-nucleotide messenger RNA. Its product is annotated as DNA glycosylase/AP lyase ROS1. The record is from RefSeq and is a predicted model, not a curated record. Gene Ontology annotation, molecular function: DNA demethylase activity; DNA N-glycosylase activity. Gene Ontology annotation, biological process: base-excision repair; chromosomal 5-methylcytosine DNA demethylation pathway. NCBI's taxonomy places the organism in Eukaryota, Viridiplantae, Streptophyta, Magnoliopsida, Poales, Poaceae.